GGAGCCCGUUUUGGGUUAUGUCCAAAUUUUUCGGUACGCAACAUGCCUGGAGAUAUGCGCGACGGUGCUGGGCGUCAUAUUUGGCCUACUGAGCGCCGGUGGCAUCUGUUACAAUAUGGCUAACUACGGCGAACUCAGCACCAUCUUCGUAGAACGUACCUCCUACCCUGAAGAGAUGUCCAGUUACCUGCCACUACUUGAACUCUUCGGUGGAGGAAGGAGACUGCAGAAUGCGUCCUUAGAGGAGAAUAUGGCCGCGCUGAUCGAGGACGGCCGGGCAUUGGCAGUGGGUACCGUCGUCAGCGUAGUCAUCUCGAUGGUCUUCUGUAUGCUGUCUGUCGCCCUCGUCAACUGGAGCGCUUUGAAACAGAUGACGAGAAUUCGAACAAAGUUCCUCCAGUCGGUGAUGCGACAAGACAUGGCCUGGUUUGACACGGAUUCUGAAUUCAAUUUAGCCUCAAAAAUGUCCGAGAAUAUGAUGAAAUUGAAAGAUGGUAUGGGCGAAAAGCUGUCCAUAGUGGCCAACCUGGUGGGCACGGCCCUUAUGUGUAUCGGCACGGCGUUUCCUUUGGGCUGGGAGCUCGCACUAGCCUGCGGAGCCGUGGUACCCUUCUCACUUAUUGCUGCUGUUGUCUUGAGUAAUUACCAAACGCGUUCUUCGGUGAAAGAAAUGGAUGCAUAUAGCGUAGCAGGCAAACAAGCCGAGGAGGUUCUUAAGUCAGUGAAAACCGUCGUCGCCUAUGCCGGGGAGGAGAAAGAAAUUGAAAGGUAUAGGCGGCUACUACAGCCUGCGGAACAAUUCGGUCGCAAACGGGGACUUUACACGGGCCUCGGCAAUGGGUUCAACUGGGUGCUCACUUACACCCUUAACACCAUCGGAUUAAUGUACGGCUCACGACUCGUCGUAGAAAACAUGUACAAGCCUGCCGAUCUCAAGAUUUAUGUCGUCGGUGAUGUUUUUGCUGUAAUGUUCAGUAUGUACAUGGCAACGCAGUCCAUAACGUUUUGUGUGCCACACAUGGAAGGUUUUGCAGCGGCUCGAGGAGCCGCCACCAGCGUCUUUAAUUUGAUAGAACGUGAGCCGGGCAUCGAUAGCCUCCAGGAAGGAGGAUCAACUCCUAGACGAGUUAUAGGAGAUAUAGCAUUAGAAAAUGUUCAUUUCAGCUAUCCCUCAAGACCCAGCGUAAAGGUUUUGCAUGGAUUUACGCUAAAAGUAACAGCCGGCGAAAACGUGGCCUUGGUCGGCUCUUCCGGCUGUGGUAAAUCAACUGUAUUGCAAUUGUUGCAAAGAUUGUAUGACCCAAAUACUGGAUCCGUACAACUCGACGGAAAAGACUUAAGAAAUUUAAAUUUGGGAUGGCUGAGAUCUUCUUUAGGUGUAGUAGGCCAAGAACCAAUUCUCUUCCGAGGCACGAUUCGAGAAAAUAUUAGCAUAGGCUGCCUAGAGGCGACCAUGGAAGAAGUACAGAGAGUAGCAAUUAUGGCUUACGCUCACGAUUUCAUCACACGUUUGCCCAAUGGUUAUGAUACUAUGAUUGGUGAAAGAGGGGCGUCACUAUCCGGUGGCCAAAAGCAAAGAAUUGCGAUAGCUAGAUCGUUGCUACGAGAGCCUGCGGUGCUAUUAUUGGAUGAAGCUACAUCUGCUCUCGAUCCUCAUUCUGAACGACAGGUGCAAGCCGCACUUGACAGAGCCAGCAAGGGAAGAACUACUUUGACAGUGUCGCACAGAUUGUCUACCAUUGUAAAUGCUGAUAGAAUCAUUUGUAUGGACCAGGGAUCAAUAGUAGAACAAGGCACUCAUGACGAACUUAUGGAAGCUAAAGGAUUCUAUCACAAGUUAGUAACAAGAGGCGAUGAAGUCCUAGAGCCUGAUGAAAUUAUGCCAGUUCCAGAGGAGGUAGAAGAAGAAGAAACACUCAGCCCGAGAUUAGAUAUUAAGCGGAAAUCCAGUAGAAGAACACGCAGAACACUCUCUUCGAGAAAAAGUUCUGUCGAGUGGAUAGCAGCCCGAGGAUCCAUUUGUUCGAUGAUGUCAACUAGUGGCCACAGUUUCGGCUACAAUGAGUCUGAUGACGAUGCCACCGAGGAAGAUGAAGAGAUUAAACCGGUCAGCAGCUGGCAGCUUAUGAAACUCAACGCGCCUGAAUGGCCUUACUUGGUGACAGGUUCCAUUGCUGCUUUCAUUCAAGGAGCCUGCUUUCCAGUCUUUGCUAUUCUCUUGGGAUAUACUACUGCGGUAUUUGCAUAUCCAGAUGGCGCAUUCAUAAUAGCUAAAUGUGAUUUAUUCGCCGGAUUGUUCAUAUUAGUGGCAGCAACGGCAGGAGUAACCAUGUGCUUGCAGAGUGCCACCUUUACCAGCGCCGGCCUCAUGAUGACAAAUAGAUUGCGGGAGCAAUAUUUCUCCGGUUUACUGAGACAGGAAAUAGGUUACUUCGACAAAGAGUCAAAUACUGUAGGUGCAAUGUGCGCGAGAUUAAGCGGCGAUGCUGCUGAAGUACAGGGCGCUACGGGACUGCGCAUCGGGCUCAUCCUACAAGGCUUUAGUUCCGUAUUCGUAGGCUUCAUCAUAGCCAUAUGCUACAAUUGGAAACUCACCCUAGUUGGGACGGCUCUUUUACCUGUUAUGGUUGGAAGUAUAUGGUUAGAGGGUAUAAUAUCACAACAGUCCCAGGCCAAUGAACGCGCUGCAAUGGAAUCUGCAACCGCAAUUGCCACUGAAGCGGUAAUUGCCAUCAGAACCGUACAAAGUUUAGGGGUUGAAAAAAUUUUUCUUAGAAAAUUCCAAGAGAACCUGGCAGAAUCUACUGCUGCCGUGGCACAAAAGACGCGAUGGCGCGGGCUGGUGAUGGGGGCGGGGGUGUAUGUUCCAUUCCUGUGCUUCAGCGUCGCAAUCGUCUAUGGCGUCACCCUCAUCGCCUACGAAGGUGUCCCAUUCAGUACUGUAUGGCUAGUAACUCAAUCCAUCAUGUACGGUGCUUAUAUGCUGGGGCAAUCGCUUGUUUAUGCACCGAACUUCAAGUCAGCUUUAGACUGUGGGGCCAGAAUCCUUUCUCUUAUACAUAGAGAACCUAAAAUAAAGACUGAACCCGGCGUGACGGAUAAAAAAGAUUGGGCCGCCACUGGAAACUUCAGCGUGAUGGAUGUCGAGUUUAGUUAUCCGACUCGCCCGAACCAAAAAGUUCUUAGAAGCCUGAAUCUGAAAGUGGAAGCUGGUAAAACUGUGGCUCUUGUAGGCUCAUCUGGUUGCGGUAAAUCAACUAUUCUUCAGCUGAUGCAAAGGUUCUAUGAUCCGAUUUCUGGUAAUAUUGAGUUAGAUGGAGUUCAUAUUAAGAAUAACUUGACUCUACCGCGUCUGCGGCGGCAACUCGGUGUGGUGCAGCAGGAGCCUGUGCUGUUUGACCGCACGUUAGCCGAGAACAUCGCGUACGGCGACAACAACCGCAAAGUGACAAUGCACGAGAUCGUGGCUUCCGCCAAAGCCGCAAACAUUCACAACUUCAUUGUUUCUCUGCCUAAGGGAUAUGACACCAAUCUGGGCGCAAACGGAGCGCAACUGUCGGGCGGACAGAAACAGCGCGUGUGCAUCGCCCGUGCGCUUAUCCGUGCGCCUAGAUUAUUGCUGCUGGACGAAGCCACCUCCGCACUCGAUGCCAACAGCGAGCGGACCGUAUCCGAGGCCCUGGAAAAGGCUGUCAAAGGACGGACGUGCAUCUCCAUCGCUCAUCGGCUGUCUACUAUAAAGGAUGCUGAUCUCAUUUGUGUUGUAGACAAAGGACGAAUCGUGGAGCGUGGUACGCACUCGGAGUUGAUUCAGCAAAGAGGCAUAUAUUGGCGAAUGUGCAAGGGGCAACAUAUGGCGUGAUCAGCAGUGGGUCACUUCUCUUGAAAAAUUCUGCACUUGUUAUUCACAUCCACACUAAGACAUGUAUAAAAACCAUAAAUUAAAUUGUAUAC
This is a messenger RNA of Hyposmocoma kahamanoa, 3954 nucleotides long. RefSeq names its product multidrug resistance protein homolog 49-like. Gene Ontology annotation, biological process: transmembrane transport. NCBI's taxonomy places the organism in Eukaryota, Metazoa, Arthropoda, Insecta, Lepidoptera, Cosmopterigidae. Gene Ontology annotation, cellular component: membrane. The record is from RefSeq and is a predicted model, not a curated record. Gene Ontology annotation, molecular function: ATP hydrolysis activity; ATP binding; ABC-type transporter activity. The transcript has 25 exons. Bases 116 to 3862 code for a protein of 1248 amino acids.